AUGAAAAUUAAUCUUUUUAGGCGAGGUUCUUCGGGUGCUGCAGCGUUAAAGUUUCUUGGAAUCAAAAAAGGAAAAAAGAAAACCUCAUCUGCUAUUCGUGAUCACAAAACUUCCGAUGCUUUGGCAAUACUUACACAUUUGUCGAGUCACGCUCUGAAAAAGAAAAGACCCAAUGAAGCAAAUUGGGCAUUAUUGAUGGCCAUGGCGAAUCGGAUGGAGGAUGUCGCAUUGACCAUGUAUGAACGCGGAAUUCCGGGUGAUGUGAAUUCCCCGAUAUUCGUCAAGCAGACGAAGAAUUCGGAACGUGGUGGCAUCUCCAGUAUGAAAUUUCCGAGUUACUUUAUUUUAUCGGUAGCUCUUGGACUAUAUAAACUGACACAAGCAAUGUUUAAGCGAGCCAAUGUAAACCAAACAUGGUUUGGCCUCUCGCCAUUGAUAAUCCUCACAGCUCAGACAACCCCAACGUCAUAUGCGAAAUCGGACUCCGAUGCCGCAAUUUUAAUGAAGAUCUUUCUUGAACAUGGAGCCGAUCCUUCGCAAGGGUUACCAUAUGAGCAAUUUAAUAUGCUGAGGAGGCUAAAGGCGAGAAAAUCGAAUAUAUUAAGUUUGGCAGGUUCCAUUAAAGCGUCACAUAAAAGUAUCUCGCGUCAAUUCAGCAGCAAGCAUGUGAAAGCCGAGAAGGUCAAGGAAGAGACGAAAAUUUAUGCAAAGGACAAGUGGGUGACACCGCUAGACAUUGCGGCUGUCAGUGGUAAUAUUGAGAUUGUGAAGAUAUUACUGUCAAG
Acaulospora morrowiae is the source of this 785-nucleotide messenger RNA. NCBI's taxonomy places the organism in Eukaryota, Fungi, Glomeromycota, Glomeromycetes, Diversisporales, Acaulosporaceae. The record is from the annotation of a GenBank genome assembly.